GAGAUCAUAUUCCUCGAGCACAUAAUCGCAACCAUGACCUCAACCAUGCCAUAAAAACGCAAACACCGGAUGGAAAAGAAAUAGCAUACUUUCUGCUUCCGUUUGAGAAGCAGAAGAAAGAAAGCAUAUAGUUCAACGCCUUGCAAGAUAAAGCUAUUGAAGUUGAAGGAGUGCAUAGGCUUUUCGGAUCAGAUUUAUGAUGACCAAGCAAGUAAUUAUGGGCUGUAGUAGACAGACAAUGAAGCAACUGCCAUGCAAGGCACAUUAAAUGGUGCAUAUAUUUCUUUUGUAUCGACAAUGAGAGAAAUGAUCUCGCAUGGUAUAAAAAUUUUGCUACAACUGAAAGCAGUAUGCUGAGGUUGAGGAGGAGAGUGCCGCAUCUUCACUUGAUAGCCAAGGGGCUGUCCUGUUCUUGCUCCUCUUCCUUACACCAUGCCACCCAUCUCCGGCCUAAUACACCACAGCAACUGCAACUACUAAAGCAGUUGGUCUCUCUCUUACAAAAACACUCAUGGAGCCGCCAAGCCACCCAACAAGUCCACUCUCACUUCAUUACCUCUGGCUUUCUACACAGCCAGCAGUCCACAUCCUAUAUCCUUCUCCUUGUUAACACUCUGCUCCGCUGCUAUUCCCUCGGCCAAUUCCCUCUAGAAGCUCUCCUGCUUUACAAAAACCUCAACUAUCUUUCCUUUGACAGCUUCACCUACACUUUCCUACUCCAUACCUGUGCUAACUUACACUCUAUCUUCUCAGGACUUCAACUCCAUGCUCUCGUCUUCAAAGUUGGUUUUCAGUCCCAAGUUUAUGUCCAAACUGCUUUGGUAUAUGCAUAUGCAGUUUGUGGGUCUUUAGUUGAAGCCAUGCAUGUGUUUGAUGAAAUGCCUAAGAGGAACACCGUAACCUGGAAUGUCAUGAUCUCCGGUUUGGCGAAAUGGGGUCAUCUCCAACUUUCUCGUUCUCUCUUCGAUCAGAUGCCUACUCGGACUGUUGUGUCAUGGACAGCUAUCAUUGAUGGGUACACACGCAUGAAUCGGCCCGAUGAAGCUUUGUCUUUAUUUCGAAGAAUGGCUAUUUAUGAAGGUAUAAAACCCAGUGAAAUCUCUCUCCUUGCCAUUUUUCCGGCUAUAUCAAUUGUGGGGGCCCUUAAAAUCUGCCAAUCGGUUCACACUUAUGGGGAGAAAAGAGGAUUUAAUAUAUCUAACAUACGCAUUACAAAUUCUCUCAUAGACUCGUAUGCAAAAUGUGGAUGCAUAAAGAGUGCAUCAAGAUUGUUCGAGGAUACGUCUGCCCAGAGAAAAAAUCUGGUGUCUUGGACAUCCAUAAUAUCUAGUUUUGCAAUGCACGGCAUGGGAAAAGAAGCUAUGGAGAGUUUUGAAAAGAUGGAGGAAGUUGGAAUGAAGCCGAAUCGGGUAACUUUCUUGAGUCUUUUAAAUGCCUGUAGUCAUGGCGGACUGGUCGAGGAGGGGCUAAAAUUUCUGAACAAGAUGCUAAAUAGUUAUCAAAUUGUGCCAGAUAUCAAGCACUAUGGGUGUUUAAUAGAUAUGUUGGGGAGAGCGGGGAGGUUAGAAGAAGCGGAGAAGAUGGCAUUGGGGAUACCUGUUGAGAUUCUUAAUGUGGUGAUUUGGAGGACACUAUUGGGUGCUUGUAGCUUUCACGAUAACGUUGAGAUGGGUGAGAGAGUCACCAGCAAGAUAUUGGAGAUGGAAAGAGAAUAUGGAGGGGACUAUGUGCUCAUGUCCAACAUCUUUGCAGGUGUGGGUAUGUUUGGAGAUGCUGAGAGGCUGAGAAAAUUGAUGGAUAAGAGAAAUAUCUUCAAAGUUCCAGGCCACAGUUUGGUCUGACUGAAGGUGAAGAUGUGGGGAUAUUUGGAGAUGCUGAGAAGCUGAGAAAAUUGAUGGAUAAGAGGAAUUUCUUCAAUAUUCCCAGCCACUAUUUGGUCUAACUGAAGGUAAAGAUGGAUGAUCACGUCUAGACAGAUUCUCCUAUAUCCAAAUGCUGCGGUGAUAAGUAAAUUGCUUGAUGUCAUGACAGAUAUCUCAUCCAGAGUGCUUUUGUGUCAUUGUAGACUGCCUCUCAUGGGGUCUCUUCUCUUAACCUUCUCUUUUUGAUUGGGUUAAUUUUGGGAAUCUGCAUAAAAAGAGUGUUGUUAUGAUUCUAUUUGCAGGAUGAAUUGGAUUUCUGCAAGAAACCGGAACCAAAAGGGCCUCACUCCUGGACUUGCUGAGGAUGAACUCUUUCAGAGGGAAUCUAUUUGAUUUUUCUUCACUUCCACUUUCAUGGAUCACUUUUAUUUUGUCUGGCUAUGGUGAGAACAAGUUCAAGGAUGAUCCAUAGCUAAAGCAACAAGACCAGAAGAACUUUGUCCAAAAUAAUUACAUGUGCUACAACACUAGCAAUCUAGUCCUAGUAACCAAUACCAAUUCC
This is a messenger RNA of Juglans regia (Persian walnut), 2424 nucleotides long. Its product is annotated as pentatricopeptide repeat-containing protein At1g09220, mitochondrial. The transcript is spliced from 2 exons. Gene Ontology annotation, molecular function: RNA binding; protein binding. The record is from RefSeq and is a predicted model, not a curated record. Gene Ontology annotation, biological process: RNA modification. Lineage: Eukaryota; Viridiplantae; Streptophyta; Magnoliopsida; Fagales; Juglandaceae. Bases 351 to 1841 code for a protein of 496 amino acids.